Messenger RNA from Hemiscyllium ocellatum (epaulette shark), 3140 nucleotides. RefSeq names its product protein mono-ADP-ribosyltransferase PARP12-like. Gene Ontology annotation, molecular function: NAD+ poly-ADP-ribosyltransferase activity; metal ion binding. Bases 269 to 2242 code for a protein of 657 amino acids. Lineage: Eukaryota; Metazoa; Chordata; Chondrichthyes; Orectolobiformes; Hemiscylliidae. The record is from RefSeq and is a predicted model, not a curated record. The transcript is spliced from 12 exons.
UGUUCUUGGUUAAGAAAUGAAAAGGUUUAUGGUACCACAGAAACACAUCACGGCUUCGGUCUAUCUUUUUAAAGGAUGAAAGAAAUUUCAAAACUCUCUCGCUAUCUUUUAUGGUGAUUGCAACACUAGUUCCAUUUAAUUAAUCAUGCCAUUUCGUUCUGGAGAAGGAUUUACGUCGCUGAAGUUUCACUUUCAUUUCCCAGGUUUCCAACUCACAUAUUGAGAAGGAUUUUGUCACAGUCAUUCAGCGAGAAAACGACGGGCAGAAAUGUCACUGUCAACACUCCAAGUGAAAAUCGUCAAGAUCCUGUGUUCCAAUGAUGGAUCACUGCUUUAUGAGCAGCUCCGCAGAAUUGUCUCCAAAAGUGAUGCGGUAUCUGACGUACAUCUGACCAUGGCAUUGAAAAGCUGCCAGCGUUUUACCAUUGUCCAAGGAACUGGGGGAGAAAUAUCAGAGGCUGAGCUAACGUCGGACAGUCGAAUCAUAGCCACUAGCGUUGUCCGGCUCUGUAAGGACUACCCAAACAAGAAAUGUCAAGACUGUGGCCAACUUCACCUGUGCAGAUUUUUUAUUCUGGGUCACUGCAAAUACUCAGGAGAAAGUGAUGCUUGCAAAUACUCCCAUGACAUCCAUAGUUUACACAACUGGAAAAUCAUUCGCUUUAACCAGCUUCAGGAUCUGGACAUGAAAGAACUGCGUUUCCUCUUGCUUCAAAAUGACCCAUCUUUGCUGCCUGAGGUCUGCCUGCAUUACAACAGAGGAAAUGGGGAAUCUCCAUUUGGAGGCUGUUCACAUAAACGUACCUGUAAUAAGCUCCACAUUUGCUCAUACUUCAUUACCAGAAAUUGUAAGUAUGGGGCUGAGUGUCGCCGUUCCCACAGUGUCCGUGACAACAGUGCCCUUCUCAAGAAAUUUAGUCUGGAUGAAACUGUUAUGAGAAACCUGCUACUGAUAUAUCAGAACAGGAGCCACAUUAAAGAAGCACUCAGUCCAGCUGGAUUGAAAGCUGUGCCUACAGCUUCUCCAACAAAGUCCCAGCAAAAUUCUGACGCUGAGGAACUCUGUCUCUACUACAUCAGAAAAAACUGCAGGUUCAAAGACAAGUGUAUUCGGGUUCACUUCAACCUUCCCUAUCGGUGGCAAAUAUGCAAGGGAACAUGGCAGGAUUUGCCAAACAUGGAGGAGAUUGAAAUGGAAUUCUGUGACCCAAAGAAUAUCACCAGCUCAGGACCUACUCCCAUCAACUUUGAAUCAAUGAUGUGUGGGUCUCACCAGGUGAGACGUCUCUGUACCGCAUCUUCAGUUACUAAACCCCCACACUGCAUCCUUACAACUGAAUGGCUGUGGUACAUGAAUGAUAUGUUUGGAAAAUGGACUGAAUAUGAUUGUCAAGAUGACGUGCAUGUGACAUCGGCAGACCUUGAGAAUGUCUAUUUGGCCAAUAGCAACGCUGAAGUAUCGAUUGGAGAAUUCAAUGAAACAUUAAGUUUUAAAGAAAUGAUUCAAAAAGAUAAAUUUUCUGAAAGUGCACAUGAAGUUCGGAGAAGGCCAAGAUUUAUCUCUAAAGAAGACGUGGAGACAAAAGUAAACAGUGUUCAAUCAGGACAAGGAAAAGCCAGUUCCUGUGAAUCUAAAAGCAUUCCAGAUUAUUGGGACAAGUCAGCUUUAACAAGUGUAGGAUACACGCGUAUUCAGCUCUCUCCACUCUCCAAUGAAUAUAAGAAAAUCCAGUCCCUCUUCGAGAAUAGCAUGGAGCCCGGCAAAAUCCAGAAAAUUGACAGAAUCCAAAACCUUGGACUUUGGGAAAUAUUUCAGUGGCAGAAAGAACAAAUAAAGAAAAAGAAUCAUGAGGAUGUGGAUGAACAAUUUCUUUUUCACGAAGUUACAGAUCACUCGAUUGUUGAUGCCAUUUGCUACCAGAACUUUGACUGGGGAAGCUUCUCACAGAAUGGAACUUUAUAUGGGAAAGGGACAUACUUUGCCGUGAAAGCAUCCAACGCCAACUUUGACUUGUACUCAGAUUCUACAGCAUAUUUCAAAAUCAUGUUUUUGGCACGGGUUUUGAUCGGAAAGUUUAUUAAAGGACACCCAAGUUAUGAUCGACCACCAUCACAAGAUGCCAUAAGCUUCAAACCCUAUGACAGCUGUGUUGACUGUGUUGAUAAUCCAUCUUUGUUUGUCAUAUUUGAGAAAUAUCAUAUUUACCCAGAAUAUAUGAUCCAAUUUAGUAAUGAAGUGUAGAAAAGCAUUUGUUUCUGACAAUCUUUGGCUAAUAAUGAUAUCUCAUGGGGAGAUAUGACAACAUUAUUUUUGCUUUAAAGAGUGUGUACUACUUGGGAAUUUAAUGCUUCUGAUUUCUGCUAACUAUGAAUUGAUUUUGUAAGUCUGUGCAUGACCAGACGGAUAUUGCAUGCAGCCAUUUCACAUCAGAAAAUUGUAUAUUUUAUUGCAUGUUAUUUUUUAAUAUGUGCUGGUGGCAGUUUGGCUUCAAGUUAGACCUUAGCAUCACUAUAAAUUGCUCCAAGGAUCAGUGUCUAGAAAGUGUUCUGUCCCUCCAGAAAUCAUCUCACUCCAACAUUGAAACACAGAGCACAGGCUUCUGCACUCUGAUUCUUAUGACCUGUCUGAAUGAGAGCAAUAGUUUAGUGAGAGCUUGUGCUUGCUUACAAGUAAUGAGUCUCAACUUGAUAGCUUGUAAAAGCCAACAAUUCACCUAGCUUUGGAUCCAUAUUUAAUUGAAUCAGACCAAUGUGUAAUACAGGAUAAUUUACGAAAGUGUUUUUAAUAUAGUAUUCACUCUUCUGGGCAAGAUUUUAAAGAAGUAUUCUAAAGAUCUUUUUAGUUCCCAAUAUCAUCCUUAUAACUUCUUUAUCAUCAGUACUGCCUUUAAUUCUUUCUCACACAGGAUUUUAUGAGAAAACAGCAGAUUUUUAAAUAGUCUUUGUUUAAUAGAUCUGUUUACAUCUUGCCUCUGCUCAAAUUAACAUGACCAAGGCUUUGUAGCACUUUGUCUUUCCUCCACCAAUGUCCCCAGAAAUCUAAUAGCUUCAGUAAGCAAAUGAUUGUAUUGAAUCUUAUAAACAUAUUGCCCAUUUGAGGGAAUUUAUCCAGUUGCAUUGUCUGCAUCAUUUUAUGGUGC